Molecule: messenger RNA, 2355 nt
Organism: Symbiodinium pilosum
Lineage: Eukaryota; Dinophyceae; Suessiales; Symbiodiniaceae
Source: the annotation of a GenBank genome assembly
AUGAAAACCCGAUCCUCCAGAGUCCCCUUACCUUGUGGCUGCAGGGAGCUGCGCCUGUGGCUGCUCGGGCUUCCACUUCAUCGCGUUUGCUCAGCCAGCCUCAGCCAGCUUUUUCUGCUCGCAGGCAUCGUGUUGUCUUGCAGUCUUUGCCUGGCGGGUCUGCAAGAGCGCGUGUUGUAUGUGCCCGGCUUCCGCUACACAGGAUGGUUGGCCCUCAUAACGUCCUUGUCUUACACCGGCUUGUCCCUCGUGGAGCGGCGAUGCGAAGCCGACCGGCAACGGCACGGUUCCGGCGCAGACUACCUGAAGCUGUCAUUCCUGACCAUGGGCGGGAUGUACUGCACGAACUUCAGUUUGCAUUACCUCAGCUACCCGCUCAGAGUUGUGUUCAAAUCGAGCAAGCUCAUCCCAGUGAUGUUGCUGAGCGUGUUGUACUUGAAAAAGCGAUACACGCUCGCCCAGUACCUCGCAGUCAUUUUGCUGACUGCAGGUGUGAUCGUUUUCACCUUGGGGGAUGCGAAAGGCAAAGCUCUUUUCGACCCUGUGGGAAUCUUUUUCGUCUGCAUCGGCUCCUUGGCCGAUGCCAUGGCCGCCAGCUAUGAGGAGAAGCGCUUCUUCGUUCAGAUGGGCUGCUCGGCCAAUGAGGUGGUCCUUUUCAGCAAUCUCCUAGGCAGUGUUUGGGCCAGCGCAGCCACGCUGAUCACGGGGGAGCUCCUUUCGGCAGUGCGCCAUUCUGCGGACCACUGGGAGACAGUACCAAUGAUUGUAUUCGCCUCCCUUUUCGGCUAUGUGGCACAAAGCGGGGUGUUGCUGCUGAUCAAGCACUUCGGGGCCACCGUCUCGGAGAUUGUGAAAAGCUGUCGAAAGGUGACCACCAUCUGCGUAUCCUUCCUGGUUUUCGGGAAGCCUUGGAAUGGCUACCACAUGGCUGGGCUUCUGCUCUUCGUGGCCUCCGUCUCGGCGGAGCGUUUCGGGGCCGGCGGAUCCUCCAGGCGUUUUGCUACCAUCCUGUUUGUGAGCUCCUCCUUUAUUGUGCUGCGCCUCUUUACCGGCGGCUUUGGGCCUUCGGCGUUCAGCGUGGUGAUUGACGCUGGCUCAGCUGGCACCCGGCUGAACAUUUUCCGCUUCGACGCCUGGACCAUGAAGCUUUUGGACAUGGACGGCCAAGCGCAGGUGUUUAUAGAGGAGGAGCCUGGCAUCAGUGACCUCUUCGAGAACAGCAGUGCCUUGCAACAGCAGAUGGAAAGGCUCCUGGAGGUGGCGGUUGCUGCAGUUCCCCAUGCACAAAGAGGCGUGACACCUCUGGCCUUGCGGGCCACAACCUCUUUGGAGCAGCUGGACAUGGACCAGGUCCAGGACCUUAUGGAAGGGCUGAAGCACCUGGUGUCCCUCACUGGCUUCAAGGACGGUGGCGUGCAGGCAAUGUCCGGCGACACCGAGGCAGCCGCCGAAUGGCUGACUGUGAACAUGCUGAUGAGCGUUUUCAAGCCGGGCAUGCAAGGAGUUCGGGAUCCAGUGGCGGUGAUGGACCUUGGGGGGGCUACGCUUCAGAUGGCGUACUACCUUGCAGACGAGGAUGUCUCCAGAGCAAAGCGGCAGCUGUUGGAUGUGUACGUCCAGAGGAUCAACUUGCCUUUUGGAAGCGGCAAUGUCCACGUCUACAGGCACAGCUACAUCGGCUAUGGGCUGAUCACAGCCAAAGUCAAGAGCUUCAAGUAUGCCGAGAAGGCGGGCUUCGAAUUGGACAGACAUCCCUGCCUGCCCAAUGCUGAAGAAGUGUCCGUGCGCGACUACCGCACGCAGCUGAAGGCCAAAGGAGCUUUCGAUAAGUUGGCGUGCAUCACCUUGGUUGACUACCUACUGCGAAAAGAUCUUCCGUGUCUGCAAGAGCCUGGCCGCAAGGAGCAGUUCUUGGGAAGAGCAAGCACUCCGGCCUUCGGCAAUUGCAGCUUCGCUGGAGUUUGGGCCGGACCGGGCACAGGCUCGCAGCGCGUGGUCCUCAAGUCCUACUUCUACGACCGGAUGCGCGAUGCUUCGGUCAUCGCCCCGGGCGUGCUUUCAGCGCGAGUCCCUGCGGGCAAAUUUGCGGUGCAAGCAGAUCGCGCAUGCUCUGCAGCUGCGCAGUCGAUUGAAGAGUUGGCGCGGGAGUUCCCAGGUCUCACAAAGGAAAGGCUGGUAUGGCUUUGCUUCGACUUGACAUUCCAGGCUCGGGUGCUGCUGAUCGGCCUUGGCUUUCCAGAGGCCAAAGAGCUUCUGGUGGUCAAGAAGCUUCUGCACAAUGACUUGCAGAUCGAAGCUUCCUGGGCCUUGGGACUGGCAGUGAGCCAACUGAUCAGCCGUGAGCUCCCGGCCUAG